Phodopus roborovskii (desert hamster) is the source of this 946-nucleotide messenger RNA. RefSeq names its product myo-inositol oxygenase (gene Miox). The coding region runs from base 13 to 870 and encodes 285 amino acids. The record is from RefSeq and is a predicted model, not a curated record. Gene Ontology annotation, molecular function: iron ion binding; inositol oxygenase activity. Gene Ontology annotation, cellular component: cytoplasm. The transcript has 10 exons. NCBI's taxonomy places the organism in Eukaryota, Metazoa, Chordata, Mammalia, Rodentia, Cricetidae. Gene Ontology annotation, biological process: inositol catabolic process.
CUCCCUCUCAGGAUGAAGGUGGAUAUGGGCCCAGACCCUUCCCUGGUCUAUCGACCUGAUGUGGACCCAGAGCUGGCCAAAAGCAAGGACAGCUUCCGAAACUACACCGAGGGCCCGCUGCUGGAUCGAGUCUUUACCACCUACAAGCUCAUGCACACACAUCAGACCGUGGACUUCGUCAACAGGAAGCAUAUCCAGUUUGGAGGCUUCUCAUACAAGAAAAUGUCAGUCAUGGAGGCUGUGAACAUGCUAGAUGACCUGGUGGAUGAAUCUGACCCGGAUGUAGAUUUCCCCAACUCCUUUCAUGCAUUCCAGACAGCGGAGGGAAUCCGGAAAGCCCACCCAGACAAAGACUGGUUCCACCUGGUUGGAUUUCUGCAUGAUCUGGGGAAGAUCCUGGCUCUGUGGGGGGAACCUCAGUGGGCCGUUGUUGGAGACACUUUUCCUGUGGGCUGCCGUCCCCAGGCCUCUGUAGUAUUCUGUGACUCUACUUUCCAGGACAACCCUGACCUCCAGGACCCUCGAUACAGCACAGAAUUUGGUAUGUACCAGCCCUACUGUGGACUUGAGAAUGUUCUUAUGUCCUGGGGCCAUGACGAGUACCUCUACCAGAUGAUGAAGUUCAACAAGUUCUCCCUACCCGCCGAGGCCUUCUACAUGAUCCGAUUCCACUCCUUCUAUCCAUGGCACACGGGUGGUGACUACUUACAGCUGUGCAGUCAACAAGACCUGGAUAUGCUGCCCUGGGUGCAAGAGUUCAACAAGUUUGACCUCUACACCAAGAGCCCUGAGCUACCAGAUGUGGACAGCCUGCGACCCUACUAUCAGGGGCUGAUUGACAAGUACUGCCCAGGCAUCCUGAGCUGGUGAAUGGUUUCUAAUACCCUCCCACUGUUGAAGCAGCCCACUCCACCCUUGCUCAGGGCCCCAGACACCUGUCCACAGU